CGCAAUACGAUCCCGUGUGAGCAUCAGCUUCAUGUGUAAAGCAUACGAGUUAAGAGCUUCCACACAUGUGGAUAGAUGCGAGUGUGUACGAGUGUGUGUAUGUGCGUGCGGGUGUAGUGCGUAAGCGGCUGCUAGAGGGAGUAAGAAGUCGUUCUUCACAAGCGUUUGCUGGCUGUGUUUCGUAGGUCGACAAGCGCACCAAACACACAUACAAUCCAAGAUACUCCUACAUAUACUAGCCCAAAGAAUCGGUUCGUCGGCUGCUGCUGUUGACGGCGGUACGCUCAAAACAUACGUUAGUGUUCCAGUCGAAAGGAAAAUUCUGCCUAACACAUCGCCAACAUCGUAUCAUAAAAAGCGUGAAAAUGUGUUUGCUAGUAGCAACAACGGAGUAUGCGUUGGCCUCGGGCACGUCGAUGGGUUGAACACGAGUUUUCCAACGCAUUUUUUGCUGCAUAAUAAUCAGUUGUCAGUAUGUGUGCGUGUGUAAAAAAUGAGAGCGUACAACAGCUUGCGUGUUGUGUUGUAUGUAGUUUAGGCGUGUAUGAAGAAGUGCACCUCCUCUUCACCUAAAAUGUGUGGAAAAUGCUUUCAUCUCAGUUCAGGAACGUUUUAGUGCAGAGUGUAUCGUUUUUUCACCGAUCUGUGGGCCUGCGAGAUGGGAUGAGAUCCGACGAGAAUGUAAUGAAGAUAAUUUAAUAUAAAAAGUCCCGUUUCCGGGAAACUCUACAAGCCCCUGCGUGAAAUAACUUGAAAAACAGGAAAUCUUCCAGCGCACUGAUUAUGGAGCGGUUUUGCACCGUUGUGUGAAGAACGUGUGGUACAGGGGCGUGUGUACGUUCGUGUGCGUGUGUUGAAGCGUUGCGGAGAAUGGCGGCCGAUAGUGACGGUGAUCAACAGAAACGGACAAACAGUAGUAGCAAGCGUAGAAAUGCCGGUAACGAAGGAAGCCGAAGCAGAGCCUGCACCAACAGCAGCAGCAACAGCAGCAAUAGUGUCAGUGAAAUUCAAAGCAAUGACAGCACUUUAAAGGCGGUUGUCAUAUGCGAAGGGAACCUGCACGAUCCAGACUUUCCGGCACGACUCGAAAGCCUGGUAGAAAGUCUCACAACGCUGGUUGAGGAAAAACAGCCGGACGAGGGUGGAAAGGAAAAGUCCGAUUCCGGGAAGCUUACGGUCGAUAAGGUGGAACCAUGGAACAGUGUGCGAGUUACCCUCUCAAUACCGAAGGAAGCGGCGGUACGACUGCGGAGGCUCGCAGCCGAAGGAAACAGUGCACUACGGGCCCUAGGCAUUCUGUCGGUGCAGCUGGAAGGAGAGACGGUUCUAUCGUUGCGGUUAGCCGGGCAGCAGGAAAUUGUUUUGCGGACUGAUAACUCUGCGGUUGAUGGAGCGGUUGCAGGAAACAGCACGGGCGGUUUGGGUGAGCUGGCUCGGGUUUUGUCCCAGCAGCAACAGCAACCCCAGCCAAAUUCGUCGGGUGUCGUCUUGCAAGGGCAUUCCCAGGGUGUUUACGCUCAGCCAAUGAUUCCGGCGCAACAGCAGCAGCAGCAACAGCACCUGCUACACAUGCAACAACAGCACCAACUACAGCUGCAACAGCAACAGCUACUGCACGGCACUGCUGUUGUUGAUGGUUUGCCCGGUCCCAGUACCUCUAAAGUCGUCCAUCCAAACCUUCCGAAGCCUCUUAGCAAUGGUCCAUUGCCGAUGGACACCGUUGGCGCUAGUGGAGGCGGGAGCGGAAUAUUCAAAUCGCCAAACACUAUCUGCCCGAUGGACGGCAAGGUUCCAGCCCAUGUGCCAAAUGUGGUCGACGCCUGCGAAUAUCCGUUCGAAAGCAUGACACAAGCAAGGGUAAUACAGCGGCGCGAAAAUACGCUCGGAUUAAACAGCAGCGGUGGAGUGGUAACGGUAGGUCCGUCCGUUGCCCCGGUGUCCGGUGUCGGCAUAGGAGCAGUGAAACAACCAUCGAAUGGUUCGUUUGUACCACCGGUAGGCACUGGUGCAGUUCCACCACCGCCGCCAUAUCAAUCCGCCGUCGGCACUGGAAGCGUUGUAGCGAAGGAGAACCUGGCAGCUGCUGCUCCGGCUGCGGUCGUCGGAACCACGAUGCCCAUUCCGGUGGGCACGGCAAGCGCGGGCAACAAUGUGGCCAUGUCCAGUCCAUUGCUGGUGAAUUUGCUACAAAAUGAAAACAGCCAGCAGCAAACCGGUCCAUCCCAGCAGCAGCAGCAGCAGCAGCAACAGCAGCAGCAGCAAUUGCAGCAGCAGCAACAGCAACAGCAGCAGCUGAUGCGCAGUGUAGGACAGCCGAUUUUGAAGCAGGAACUGCUGAUUGCCAGUGGUACUGGGGGUGGAGGUAUGGUGAAGAGCGGGGUCAUUCCAAACAUCCCACCGUCGGCGACGAUGUUGACGCAGCAAGCUGUCGGCGGCGGGAGUCCGAUAGUGCCGAGUGACAAUGAUCCAAGUGUGCACGGUGUCGUGAUGGGAGGUGGAGCUCUCAAGAGUGGUAGCACGGUGAACCAUCAAGUAGUGAGUGUAAAUCAGCAGCAGCAGCAACAACAUCUAGUGCAUCAUCCAGUGAUUGGCGGGGCAUCCACGAUGGGCGCACCCAUGGUUUCGGCUAGGGCCGCUACAGUUUCGGUCGUUGCUCACCAGCAACAGCAGCAGCUGACGUUAGUGAACAGUGGCAGUCCUUUGCGUGGGGCUGCGCCCACAACAGUGCCAGGUGUGUCUGGCGUAAUGCUCAGUGCUAGUAGUGUGAAUAGAAGUAACAAUAUGACUGCGAUGACAGCAGCAGUGACCACAGGUGCUGUGUCAUCAGCAACCAAUAGUAAUGACAGUAACAGUAACAAUCAGAGUGUGUUGAACGUGUCGCCUUCUUCUCUAGUAACUCCACCAUUGUCAGUGCCUUCAAAUAGCAACAGCAGUAGUAGCAGCAACACCACCUCCACCAUGAACACCAUUAAGAUGCAAAGAUAUAGCCUCGUGGCGGGUCCAUCGACGAGCGGUGGACCUGUGGCGGUGGGGAUUGGCCCGGCCGUGAGAGCUCCACAGCAGCAGCAGCAGCAGCAACAUCAACAACUCGCGAUACCCAGUGGAGGUGGCGGUGGCAAUGUUAUGCUAGCCGCUAACAAUCGAGCACCUGUGAUGGGACCACAGUCGUCGCAUGGUCAUCCUCAGGGAAUGCGGCCACCCCCGUCUCCAACAGCGUUCCAGCUGCAGGACCAAAUGCAAAUGCAGCAGCCACAACAUUCCCAGCAGCAACUGAACCGUUUUCCAGUUCAGCAGCAGCAACAGCAACAGCUACCUUUUCGACAGCCAAAUCCAAUGCCACUAUCGCAUCAACAGCAACAGCAACAAGGACUGCAAUCAGUCGGUUAUACUCAACGGUGGCCAACGCUACCCAUGGAUUCGGCCACCAAGUCAGGCUACCAGGAGUUUGCACGCUUUCAGAUGCAGUACAAUCUCAGUCAACAACAAUUGAACAAGCCCACAGCGGCGUUGGGACAACCGCAACAACAACAACAAUCCCAUUCGCUGGACGGCGUUUCACCAACCGUUGCCACGUCCCCAAGCGUUGGUGCCGAUUCGCUCGAGCUAGGCAAUUGUCUGGUUGAUCUGCCCGAUCUGGCAAAGAACGAUCUGGAUUCGUUGCUACCGAGCGAUCUGGACAGUGCAUUUCUCGACACUAAGCUGGACGAUCUAGACGAUCUGGAUCUGAUGGAUCAGCAGCAGCAUCACCACACGCUGCUCGGUCCAGCGUCGUUGCAACAGCCGGCUGAUAUUUCGACUGUCCCGGGUACACUGCUUGGUGGUGCGUCCGUGAAUCAGGCGGUGGCUACUGGACUUUCCGGGCUGCCGAUGGGCGCUCCCGGCGGUGGUGGAACGACGUUGAGCGAUGCGCAACUGCGCGAGCGCCGGUGGAAGGCACAGCUUCUGAUCAACCCGCUAACGGGCGAGCUGGAAGAAACGCAAGUGGAAGAGGGUACUGAAGAAUCGGAAAACGGUGGCAAAGCAGGUGGAAGGCAGAGCAGCAAGAUGGGCGCGGUUCGUGGAAACGAUUUCCCCCCCGAGAUCCCUAACUCACUCUAUUCGGACGACGACACUACGGGCAGCGUUGGUGGGCUUUCCUCGUCGCGGCUAUUUUCGGAUGCCAGCGAUUCGGAACGUCCGUCGCCUUCUACAGCUGGUUUAGUAGCGAUGGAUGCUGGAAGCUUGGCACCGGGCAGUAACGCCAACAUGGGCAAGGCUGUGUAUGGUGGUGCUCCCAUUGUCCCUUCAACAUCCGUUCCUACCGGCAGUGGUAUUGGUAGCAAUGUAGCCAGUUCCGCCAAUGUCGCUGUACCGCAGAUGGUGGUAAGCACAGGCAAACCGGUGAAGCAUAAAAAGGAACGCGCGAAACCUGUAAAGGCCAAGGACAAGCUGAAGUCUCCGGUAGCAGCCAAGGACAAGCCCAAGGAAAAAACGAAAGCAUCGCUUAAGACGGUUGUCAAGCAAAAGGCGAAAGUUCUAUCCACCUCAGUGCUGUUAGUAGACGCAGCUGGGUCAGGUGAUUCGCCGAGUAAAAACGGCACGGAACUCAAGUUGCGGCUGAAGCUUGAAAAACCAGAUUCCAUUGGCGUACGCGAAAGCGGUCUUGGCUCCCGUUCCGGUGGAAUAAGCGCUCUACCGCCAUCAUUAACGGUUGCAUCGACCGGAAGUAUGUCUGCUGCGUCGGCAAACGCAUCGGUGGACAGGUUAACGGUAGACAGCGAUGGCACAGCGUUGCUGACGUCGCUGCAGUUAAAUCCUGCUUCCCAAUCUCAGCAAUUCAUCGCUGCAACGUCGGUCCCCUCGGCAGUCACCAACGCCAUGGGGAGUAUCAGCGGUGGCAGCAGCUUUGUCUCUGUCCCGGCCCCGCUGGUUGCCAAUGCGGCGGGAAACAGCGGAAAUACCGGUAGCACAAACAGUAUCGGCACUGCUGUGCAGACUUCAUCUCCACCAGGCGAGGAGUUGCGAGUGCCUCCGUUGCACAUUAGCUUACGGGGUAAGAAUUCCGUGGUGAUCAAGAACUCCCGCAAAGACCGUAAGAAAAGCCAGAGCGGUGGCGAAGAUGACAGCAGUGACGGUGGUGGUGUUGCGAAGCGAUCCACCUUCAGCAAACGUAACUCCAUUGACCUCAACGCACCAAUCUCGAGCAUGGUGGCCGUAACGGCAGGCCCAACAGUAUCAUUAUCCCCACCUGCUUAUCAAAACCACACUGCUGGAUCGUCCAAAAUGACUGUCUCCGAUGUGCAAUCGAGCACCGACCAGACAAGCGAGGCACAAUUAGGCUCGCAGAAGCGAGCCGCAUCAGAUGCAGGGCAUAGCAAUGCGACUGCUACUGGAGGCAGCAGCGGCAGCACAUCCUCUGCCGGACACAGUCCGAACGGAUACGUCUGUCCGGAGAAGAAGCGAAGACUCAGUAACGGUGGCAGCAGCAUAAGUCUAACCGCGAGUGGUGGUACCAUUGCGGCGAGCACUGUAUCGACUGUAUCCGGCACGAGUAUAGACAACACCGCCAGCAGCAACAGCAGCAGCAGCGGUGCAGAAACAUCGUCCACGCCAACAACCGUAACUACCAGUGUGCAGGAAAUUAAUGACAUCUACGAGUCGAUCGUUACAACCAGUGAGAGCGUACCGAUUGGUUCGACCAACGUCGGCACAGUACCUCCGACAAACUUGCUCCAAUCGGCUACAAAAAACUCCAAGAGCUCCGGUGCGAAUAAUGCUAACAGCAAUGGCAGCAACAACAUAAACAAUAACAAUAUCAAUAUUAACAAUAAUGGUGGCAGUUACGGUAAGACUCAAAAAAAUCUCGUCAAAGCUUCGGUAGAUGGGGUUGCUGUGGGUGCGGCCACUGCGCCUCAGUCGCAACCGGCUACCGUGGAUGCCCUUCCGUCGGCUGCGGAAGACUGUAAGAAAGGAGAUAGUGCAGCUGUAACGUUAGCUUCAUCGCCUUCAUCCUCAGCGGAAGCGGCGUCCGUCAAUCCAGGCAGCACUACAGCCGAACGCAACAAUAUCAUCACUACCACCAUCAUCACCACAACGGCCACCAAUACAACCACCACCACAACAUCUACCUCAAGUGAGAAAUCCUCCACUGUUUUGGAAAGUCAUCCUUCAGGGCAGCAACAUUGCGGAGAAGAAGAAUCGCCACAGCAAAAUACGCUAAAUAAAAUUAACACCAGCAUUGUACAUCACGAUCAUCAGCAUCACCAUCAUCAUUCGGAUCAGGAGCAUCAUAGUAAAAACCGACCACCGGAGCAGUUGCUGGUAGACGUACCGUUGGAGGACAGUGGAAAGAAUAGCAAACAGCAGGACAGCAGCACUGCGGAUGGUGCCAUUGCCGAUGUGCUCCCAUUGGACGCCCCACCACCGACUGCUGCAGAGAAGGGUACGAAUCCGUCGUCUACGUCCAGUUCGCCCCAUUCUCCUGGCACGGCAAACGCUGUGUGUACUACUGCUGGUAGUGCCAGCUCGACGGGAACGAUGGCAACUGCAGCGACGGUAGCGGCGGGCGUUGUAUUGGGUGUAAAUCAUCAUUUGCUUGGCCAUACGAAUGUCCGGGGCUCACCAGGAUCUCAGGCACAGGGUGAGGAUAGUGGCAUUGAAUCGAUGGAUGCACUGUCGGAGAAAAGUCCCCAUCAGCUGUCAUCGCAUAGCCCGCAGGGCUCGCAUAGCAGCAGUGGCACAGGCAGUAACGUGAUGAACAGCAGUAGCAGUACAAACAGUAAUAGCAGCACGCUAGAAGGAAAGCAAAUGCCUUCCGUUGAUAGUCCACAGUGUGAUGAAAAAAUGCUUGAAGGAAACGGUGCGGAUGUUGUUGCCGUGCGGUCAGAGAAAAGCGGUUCACCUAAGGACGGAAAAGAGCUGGCCACUACACCAUUGUUGGAUGGCAGUAUGGAGCACUACAACGAUAUUGAGGCGGCGUUGGCAAAGAUGGAGGGUUUAAAUGACCUCGCGGUCGCGAUUAGCUGCAGUGGUGCCGAUGCGAAGCUAAAUGGCGAUCAUUCCAUACUGCUAAAGCCGGGAGAUUUGCUCGAUCACAAUCAUCACGAAACUCUGGAGAGCAUGGAUCAGACGAAUCUGAGAAAAAUUCUUGACAUAGACGUCGAAGAUGAUAGAAAGCAGCAGAGUAUUAUUGACCCUGAAAGUCUAUUGAACGAUGUCACCCACUUGAACACCAAUCAGUCAUCGGAGGAAAAACAGGGCAUUAAGUUGACGAAAGAUGACGUUAAGUUGACGAAAGAUACAAAGAUACAGAACCACCACCAGCAUCAGCAACAACAGCAGUUACUUUCCGAUACUACGAUGAUUAAGAAAAAAUCCGUUGCAGAAAAAUGUGAUGCCAUCGGGAGCAGCAAGACUAAAACAUCUGUAAAAGCGGCAGGCGUUGCUGGCAGAGAAAAGCAUACACAGCAGCCGCAGCAGCAGCAGCAAUCACGACAGUCCCAGCAGUCUCAGCAGCACUUGUCUCCAUCUGAAUCCAUCGAAACGGACGGCAAACUACUCGCAAAGCACGUUGUUGGCAACAACAAUCUUCCGGAAGAGGAACAGAAAAUGUCACCGGUCACCACAAACGCAGCUCUCGAUGCGAAAGUGUCCAGCGAUGUUGACGGAAGCAUCUCUGCAACACAGAAAAGUGUCGAUGAAUGCGGCAACAAUAGUAAAAAUAUCCCUAGUGUGAAAAGCGAAUGUGAUAGUAAGGUAAUAAUGUUAGUGGACGAUAAAAAACUCUUAGUUAAGUCUGAUCCCGACGAGGCUAUCGUUAGUAGUGUAAAGAAGAGUUUAAGAAAAUCUUCUGACGAACGGCAGUCAGUUACCGUUGUCGCCACGGCUACCACACCGGCUGUUUGUACUGCUGCUGCUGCUGCUGAUGCUGUUGCUGUUGCGCCAGCAACCGCCGAGACCACCUCCGUUACUGAGAAGCUUGAAUCAUCGUCAUCAUCAUCAUCAUCUCCGACGCCUACAGUUGCGCAGCCAUCUGCCACGGCGAGUCCGGUCGAAAUGAAAGCGGAUCCAAAAAGUCCUGAUUCGGCUGAUCCGCACAUCGAUCUGAAACCGCGUCAUGAGCAACCACCGCUGUACAGUUAUUCCAGUGAAAAAGCGCGUGAAAGACGUACGGCCGCUGCAGCUAGUGAUGGAAUUCAGUCUUCAGCUAAUGGGAGUGCUCGGAGUGAUGCAAGAUCUCGUAGAAACUCGUCCGUGACAUCGUUACCUGCCGAGGGUAGUGAGACCAAUCCAUCGGUUGAUUCUGAGAACGAGUCGCCUAGUAGAGCACCAGCGAGUAAAAAGUCACCAUCGGCAAACAGCACUGGCAUGGAAGACGAUAAUACCACUAUUGGAGGGAGUAGCACACGCACCUCGAAAGCAAUCGAACAAUCGGGAGCUUCGAGCAAAAGUGCCGCCGAUGGUCAUUCGACAUCCGAACAGCAACAGGGUAAGGAGAUGCUAACUCAGCUCUCCAUUGAAAUCCCAUCGAACUCGGAUAGUGGAGAACAUCGGAUUCGGACUCGCGCAUCCAGCAAAUUGGAGAGUCCGCUGGAGCUUCCACCACGCCAGAGUCCGUCAGCGGCAACCUCAGUGGGACAUGAUUCGCAUGGUUCCUCUGCUGUUGCAGCCACUGGAGCAGGAACCAGCAACGCCACCCACUCAGGGAGCAGUGCAAUAUCUGGGUCUAAAAAUUGUAGCUCAGCAGGAACGGCUGGCGGUACUGCGAAGCAAAACGCUUCUGCUGCCACGUCCAACGCUGCCGGGGGCGGCAGUGUAGUCACAGCAGCCGGUGCCACUAUUGGCAAUGAUCGGCCAAGCCCUAAAUCGACUGCAAAUGCGAUCCGACCGGCAGCCGCGAACAAACGGAAACGGCAAGGGUCGGAGAGCUCCAACCAGUCCGGUGUUAGCGAUGAUAUUCCGACGCGUGCCAAGAAGUCCCGUAAAGCAACGACAGCUACCGACCCGGGCACGGCAGUCCAUUCCGAAACGCCGAAGCCUGCGCUACGAAGAUCGGCAGAUAAUACGCUCGCCAAAGGUCGCAUGUCGAGAAAGGCGGCCAAUGCGGCAGCCGCAGCUGCUGCCGCGGCAGCCGCAGCUGCUGCCGCGGCAGCAGCCGCCGCUAGUACAGCACCACCGACGGUUACUAUUGUUGCGGAUUCCUCCGACAGCGAUGAACCUUUGAUCGAAAUCGCGGGUAAAGCUCGAAAUUCUAAACUAACCUCCAAACUCAGCUCAACUUCUACCACUAGCAAUGCUACUACUUCUCCUACCAUACAAUCUUCUACUGCUACUUCUUCUAUUACUACUUCUACUAUCGAUUCUACUACUGCUACCACGACCAUCAAUACUAUUCGCAACAACAACCACACCAACAACAACACUUCGACUACAAAUUCUACUUCAUCUUCCUCAACCUCGUGUAAAAUCCUAGCAGCAGCCGCAGCAGCCGCAGCAGCAACUGGUUCGGGAGAUAAAGGUGCUCAUUCCGCCGUUUCGUCCGGUGCCAGUGAAAGCACUAUACCACCGUCAUCCGCCUCGUUGCCGAAGGGGACUGCACCCACAACGAACCAGUCGACAGGUGGGGGUGGUGGUAGUGGCGAGAAAGAAAAAUCACUUCGCAACCAUCACAGUAAGAAUGCGUCCGGUGUCAAGCAGCAGGGUGGAAUUGCGCCACCGCCGUCUUCCACAGCAUCGUCUCCUGAGUUGACCACGAGCACCAUGACAGUUGCAUCUUCCACCACACCCACCUCGAAUGCCACUGGUAGCAAUGGACCCACGCACAACGCCAAUGCGAGUCCCGGCAGUGAUAGUGCUGGCGGUGGUGGUACGCAAAAAUCCGCCACAAACAUCGUUGGUGGUGCACCCUCAACUCCUGCAACGGUGGGUACUUCUGCGGAUGAGAAAAUCAGUACACGACGCAGUGUACGCAUGACGUCAUCGACGCUUUCCACGGCGGCGAUGAACAAUAAGGCAAAGGCUGCGGCGAAUGCAUUACUUCAGCAGAAUUCCACCGCUGCUACAACCAACAACAUCGACAGUAACCAUCACGGGAAUAGUACCACUGUCAAUAAUAAUGCCGUGGUGAACGAUGUUGCUGGAGCUGGCGGUUUAUCAGCUGCCGCGGCCGGUCAUGCGGACGGAGCCUCAUCGGGUGGAUUGAGUUCGGGCGGAGCCAAUGGCAAUCAUAGCAGCAAAGUGGUAAAUCAUGUGAACCAUCAUCACGUGGGAACCGGUUUGAAGGGAUCCGGAACUUCGGGUGGGGUAGAGGCCAUCGAAACCGGGACUGCGACAGAGCUGCGCCGUAAAACGAGAAGUGCAGCUGGACUCGAAGUCACCGUGACUGAGGGACGUCGAAGAAGGAUCUCCCGAGAUAGCAAGUGACCAACAGUUUGCGCCUCAGCCGCUAGCGACGAUGAGCAACGCUAUCGGCAUAGGCCAGAAGGUAUUAUUACCUGUGCCCGCUGCAACUGUGUCGAUGAUCAUCAUCGUAACGAUUGUCUGACGAGUGUCCAUUGCACGGCGGUCAACAAUGUUGGGCCAGUUUCAACUGGAACUGUUGUGAUGGAAGGUGAAAGUGCUGAAACUGAAGACGGGCAGCAGUACUUUGCUGAGCAGAAUGAAGUGACGGUCGUGGAGUGUAACGAUGUUGAUCAGAGCGGCAGUGAUGCAAGCUGGCACGUCGAUGAAUCUGUUGGCAUGUUGCAUAAAGAAGCUGAGGCGCAAAAUCUACGCGAAGUGGCGCAGAAAAGAGGCGUAAAAGCAGAGAUGACAAAGCCAACCCCUAGCUGUGCCGCCGGUAAAGCGCUGUUGAAUGGUGGAGAUAAUGCUUUGGCUGCGGGAUCCGGCACUUUGACGUGUCGUAAUGAUGAUACUGCUGGUACAGGUGACCAAGUACGAUCAGCGGCGAAGGAAACCGGAGGCAACGCGGAGGACGAAGAUUCGUACGCUAGUGAAAUCAUUCUCACGACUAACAGCGACUGCAGCCUAGACGAGUUCGUGUCGUCGGAUGACGAUAGUAACCUGGAAAUAUCUGUGGUAACUAUUUCACUAUACUGAAUGUGUGGGUAAGCAAACGGGAUACAGAACCUUUGUGUUUGCAUGUAAUUAGGGUAACAACGAAUACCCUGUUUCUAAGGAUUCCAGUGCUCUAUGUUUUUUGUGUAGUGUGAUUCCGUAAUUUUAAUUCUUUGAUUUUGAACCAUUUUUAAUUGUUUCCCCUUUGUGUAUGAGUAUUGCAUUGUACUGUGUUUUGUACAAUUCAUUUUUUGAAAAAAGAAAAAAAGAUAUAUUUAUUUUUCCCCUUUUAUGUGAACGCUUCAAUCAUAUUGAUGCUUUAUUCGUUCUAUUGCUGCGUUGUCUCGGAUUGCGACAUGCGAUAUGAGUUAUCCGAGCGGAUUGGAAUUGUGAUUUCGUUUUGUCAGAGUUUGAUGAUCGAUAUCUAGUAAAACCCGAUGGAAAAUCAAUAUUUGAUGAAAGCACACCUUCAAAAACUCAAAACAAAAACAAAAUACAACACAACUUUUGGCUUACCUAAUAAUGGCAGCAAGCAUGCUUAAUAUAAGAGAGCUGCUGUUGGAAAAAAGUGUCUUAUAAAUAGCGUUAGGGAUAUAAGAGUCAUGAUGAUAAAACCAAACAAAAAAGAUUAUUGCGCCUGAGGGUCCUUAAAAUUUGCUAACCAAGAACCAAGUUAAUGAUACGAAAAACAAACAUUAGGUACCACAUAGAAAAACGAAGUUUUUUUUCGCAUCUGGUUUGCUAUCGAAAUCGGAGGAUGGCGGGUUGGGGAAAUGGUGAGGAAAUUAAAUAUAGCAGAGAGCGAUGAACAUCGUUUACAAAUGUGCAAGUGGCUGGAGUUAGAUUGUGGCGGGGAAAAGUGUGGAUCAGUAUUGUACCUUCGCGUCAUUGAGCGACGUCAACUUAUACGCCAUCGUUUACACUCAAAGCUCAAAACGGUUCGCUUACUUUUUAAAUGUAAAAAACCUAUUUUGCUUUUUUCUAUGUCUCAUCUCUGAAUGAUACCAAUUGCAUAUGGCAUUGAUAAAAUCCGAUCGUUUAAAUUGCACCUCCAAGAUGAUCUGUCUUUGAACACUCGUAUAUUGAUUUAGAAUGGGAACCCUUACCUUUUGAUCUCAAGGUGCGUUGAGCUAGGUUUUGUUUAGUAAUACACGCGGAUUUAAAAUGGAACAAGCGAAACGGAUACUACAGAAUCACACAAACAAACAAACAAACAAACAAAUAAAUAAAAACACACACACAUAUA
This is a messenger RNA of Anopheles arabiensis, 12280 nucleotides long. RefSeq names its product mucin-12 (gene Ncoa6). NCBI's taxonomy places the organism in Eukaryota, Metazoa, Arthropoda, Insecta, Diptera, Culicidae. Gene Ontology annotation, cellular component: transcription regulator complex; nucleus; histone methyltransferase complex. The transcript is spliced from 5 exons. Gene Ontology annotation, biological process: positive regulation of transcription by RNA polymerase II. Bases 871 to 10401 code for a protein of 3176 amino acids. The record is from RefSeq and is a predicted model, not a curated record.